Messenger RNA from Dicentrarchus labrax (European seabass), 2091 nucleotides. It is a transcript of the gene drd4a, whose product is annotated as dopamine receptor D4a. Gene Ontology annotation, cellular component: plasma membrane. Gene Ontology annotation, biological process: adenylate cyclase-inhibiting dopamine receptor signaling pathway; adenylate cyclase-activating adrenergic receptor signaling pathway. Gene Ontology annotation, molecular function: dopamine neurotransmitter receptor activity, coupled via Gi/Go; G protein-coupled receptor activity. Bases 628 to 1791 code for a protein of 387 amino acids. Lineage: Eukaryota; Metazoa; Chordata; Actinopteri; Moronidae. The record is from RefSeq and is a predicted model, not a curated record. The transcript has 4 exons.
AACAGACAGACAGACAGAUGGGCAAACUGUGUCUCCUGCUGGAGCUCAAGGACUGAAGGACACCGUAAAGCGCAGCUGAUAAGCGGCUUUAAUCGGCUAAUUUGGCCUCGGUGGCCUUUAGCAGGCUGCAGGUAAACACACCGGAUCUAAAAACACCCGCUGCCCGACACACUCACCGUGGGCAGACCGCGGAGAAGCUCCGGGUGGUCGUCACUCUCCAACCUGAGCUUUUACCUGAGGAAACAUGAAUUUCCUCCUCAACUUUCUAAUUAUUUGAGGGAUAUAAUGCACUUUUGAUCAAGUUUUUUUUUCAUCUUCACGGCGCAGAAUGGUCUUUCUCACGAAGACAGGCGGAACUUUAUCAGCAUCUAUUUAAUAAUUAUGAGUUAACGGUGAAUAAGACCAAACUCCACCUGUUUCCAUCCUGUUUUACGCGGAGGUUUUUUGCGUAAAGUGCGCACCGGAGCGCUCUGGAGCUCCGCGGGAGAGUCUGGUAGAGUCUGAGUCUCGGUGACACCAUGAUGACACCACAGUGCGGGGACAAGAGUCCGGCCCGGCCUUCAUGAGAGCCCGCUGGCCGCACUGCUGCGGCUGGGACCGGGACGGAGCGGAGGAGCCGCGGUGGAGAUGGCGGCCAACCUGACCGCUGCGGUGGCGGCCCCGGAGGCGGCCGCCAGGGGACACAAUGUGCCGGCCCUGUUGUUCGGGGUGCUGCUGAUCGUGGUGAUCAUCUGCGGGAACCUGCUGGUGUGUCUGAGCGUGUUCACGGAGAAGGCGCUGAAGACCACCACCAACUACUUCAUCGUCAGCCUGGCGGUGGCGGAUCUGAUGCUCGCGGUGCUCGUGCUGCCGCUCUUCGUCUACUCCGAGUUUCAGGACGGUGUAUGGACCCUCAACACCACCAUCUGUGACUGUCUGAUGACCAUGGACGUGAUGCUGUGCACAGCCUCCAUCUUCAACCUCUGCGCCAUCAGCGUCGACAGGUUCAUCGCCGUGUUAAUCCCUCUCAACUACAACAGGAAGCACGUGGACCUGCGGCAGACAGUGCUGCUGUCAGCCACCUGGAUCCUGGCCCUGGCCGUGGCCUCGCCUGUCAUAUUCGGAAUCAACAACGUGCCGGGCCGAGACCCCAGCGAGUGUAAACUGGAGAACGACGACUACGUCCUUUACUCUUCUGUGUGCUCUUUCUUUAUCCCCUGUCCCAUCAUGGUGCUGCUGUACUGUGGCAUGUUCCGCGGCCUGCGGCGCUGGGAGGAGGCACGUAAAGCCAAGCUGAGGAACAGCAUCCAGGCCUGUCGCAAGCUCCAGGAAGCCGCUGCAUCGCUGCCACCACUGGCCUCACUGCCGCCGCCGCUGCCACCCAUCAUAGAGAGGGAACAGACAGAUACCCUGGAUGAGCCGUCCACCUACCCAUCCCCAGACCGGCCCUUUCACUCGUCAAAGUACAAAGACGGCCCUGUGCCUACGGUCAGCUUUGCAGAGAUCAAGUUCAACCCUGACAUUCGCAGGAGGAAGACGGCCAAGAUCAACAGCCGGGAGAGGAAGGCCAUGAAGGUGCUUCCUGUCGUUGUGGGUGCCUUCCUGUUCUGCUGGACUCCCUUCUUUGUCCUCCACACCAUGCGAGCUCGCUGUCAGGACUGCCAUGUCCCACCGGCCCUGAUGAGCGUGGUGACGUGGCUUGGCUACGUCAACAGCGCUCUCAACCCCAUCAUUUACACUGUCUUCAACACUGAGUUCAGGAACUUCUUCAAGAAGUUCCUGCACCGCUGCUGCUCUAAGAGCACCCGAUAAGGACACUGCUGCUGAAUGGACAAUGUUUAAAUGCACAACAGCUGAAAGAGACGCUACUGUCUGUUGAUUUAGUGUCUGUAGUCCGUGUACAGUAUGUUGCCAUUGUUUCCUUCCUCUGUGAGGUUUUAUUUUUCUACAUGUGCCGACAGCAAAGUUUGUUUGAGCUUCAUGUUUCCUGUGAAGAAGCUUCAGUCUGAGAAACAAACUGUUCAGAGGAUCAGCAACACGUCUACAUCACACAACCAACAAGAACUGAUUUUAUAAGUUGAAAUUCAUCUUUUCAGAAUAAAUGUUUUCACU